This is a messenger RNA of Cynara cardunculus var. scolymus (artichoke), 1470 nucleotides long. RefSeq names its product cytochrome b561 and DOMON domain-containing protein At3g61750. The record is from RefSeq and is a predicted model, not a curated record. NCBI's taxonomy places the organism in Eukaryota, Viridiplantae, Streptophyta, Magnoliopsida, Asterales, Asteraceae. The transcript has 4 exons. The coding region runs from base 1 to 1155 and encodes 384 amino acids.
AUGAUUUCGGCUUCUAGAUUCUGGAUUUUCGCUGUUUUUGUGUCGUUUGCAGUUGUUUCCGUGGUGGUUGCCGAUGAAUGCAAUGAGGACAUCAACGCUUUUCUUCCUCUUCCCUAUGCUAAUAUGACACAUAUGCUGUGUAAACCUGUCUGGAACUCAUACAUUAUUCGGUACUCCCAGAGCAAAGACAAUGUUGUGACAAUUGUAUUAUCAGCAACCUACACAAGUGGAUAUGUUGCAAUGGGGUUCUCGAAGGAUGGCAUGAUGCUUAACUCGAGUGCUAUGGUCGGCUGGAUUACCCGAAAGGGUAAUCCAGUGAUUAGACAAUACUAUGCCGAGGGCUUCAAUCCCUCGCAGGUCAAACACGACAAGGGCGAGUUGCCCUUGACGGGUAUUCCUCCGUUUGUCACGGUUAAUGGUGCAAAGAUUCAUUUGGCAUAUCAACUCAAGUACCCGAGUCAACUCAAAACACAACCGAUUUUGUUGGCUUUCUCAAGCAAGUACCCUGAACACCACCUCCUAUCCGUUCAUGAGGACAAGACAACCAUCAACUUUGAUUUCUCCAAAGGUUCUUCGGGAUCAACAUCAAGUUCAGGAAAGCCUCCUAGCAAUCUCCAUCGAUCAAAAACGACUCAUGGAGUAUUGGGUUUGCUAAGUUGGGGCUUAAUACUGCCGUAUGGUGCUAUCGUCGCCAGAUACUUCAAGCACAAGGAUCCGUUAUGGUACUAUCUGCACGUAGCCUUUCAGUUUGUCGGGUUCAUAUUCGCUGUUACCACAGGAUUUCUUGGAUUAAGUAUGUAUAACAGAUUCAGCUUCCAUGCGCCUGCACACAAAGGCAUCGGAAUAACAGCCAUCGUGCUCAGUGUUCUCCAGGUUAUGGCAUUCUUCAUAAGACCUGAUAAAGACAGUAAGAACAGAAAGUAUUGGAACUGGUACCAUCAUAACGUCGGGAGAAUUGCUCUCUUUUUUGGAGCCCUGAAUAUAUUACUAGGGAUACAGCUUGCUAAUGCUGGAAGUUCAUGGAAGAUAGGUUACGGGUUUCUUCUUGCCGCGAUCAUACUUAUGUCUAUUGUUCUAGAAGUAUUCAAACUGAAAACACCCGCCAACAAGUUCCCUCCGAAUCCAGAUUUCCAAAUGGAUCCUGGGCACCAGUGAAUAUUUACACAAGAAUCUAAAAGUACUACUCAUUUCGAUUUCAUGAAACUAGAAAGUGGAGCCAAGAAAGAAGUGUUUUAGAAGAUGGUAAGGAUUGAUUGAUACAGAAAGGCAAAAAGCCUUUGUGUUUAAAGGGUUUUUGAAGAAACAGAGUUUUGUACAGAUAGGCAGAUAAUUGUUUGAGAUUGUGAUAUGUUAUGGAAAAAUGGUAGGUGUAUUGAUGCUUAUUACUUUUGAGGAUGCUGUAUUACCUGUUUUUUUGGGUGGCUUGAGUGUAAUUUUCUUGUUCUUUAAUCCAACUGUUUGUUUCCGUGA